CGAGGGCGGGGAAUUGAUAUGCUUAAUUUGCACUGUGCACUUACAAUAUUUUUAUAUCAAUGUUUCUUUUUUAAAUGUAGAAUGUGUGCAUGCAUGGCUAUUGGCAUAGACUACAUGGGAAAUGCCUCGCAGCUACCUUGCAAUGUUAUUUUUUGUCUAUGUUGCGCGUUCCUUUCCCCUGGCUUUCAACCACUGAGAGAUCAAACAGCAAAUAUGUAUGCUACGCGAUGCACAGUGUUUUCCUGGUCUGGUGGUUGGGGGGGGAAACAGGCUUUGCUUAAUGGCUAUCCUGUAACAUGGAUUAUAAAACUCGGAGUAGUUUCAUGAUUAGGUUUGUCACAUCAGAACUAUGUUUUGUCUACAGUCAGUCGACGCGCUCCUGUGUUGUACUCAGCUAUGACCUCCCUCGGCUCGCUUUCUGUCUUUCUACCCCACAAAGUCAAUGGUGGGCGGUACAACAGUGCUCAGUUUUCAGUCGGUUGCAAAUGUCACAGCCCUGAUCUCGAGCCACCAUUGGCUCCUGUCUGCAUCUACGUCACGAUCAUGAUUAGAAUUGAUGAUCGGACGUUUUGAUUUCAUUGUCUGGCUAGGGGACUCAUGAAGAAAUCUGCUGAAUUCGAGCGGCCGUUGAUUUGUCAACAAAAGGGCCUGUUGAGUCCUCCCAGCUAGGCAAGAACAGCCAUGUGUCAGAAAAUGCCAACACACAGCCAGAAGUCCCCCUCAGCCUCAGGAUGCUAGGAUACAGCAUUCUUCUACACGUGCUCAAAAACGUACAAGAACUUAACAAAUAAACGGCACUAAACCAAAACAAACAACUUCAGUGAAAGUUGCUGGUUUUCUCCAAAACUCGCAUGAUGCUUGUGUGAAGUCCCUGUCUGAGGUGCAGCCCGUGGAGCUGUCCAAGUGCUGUGUAUGAGGGCCUAGUUGUGUUAGGGAGGUCCUCCUCAUUGAGGCUUGUUCCUGGGCUUCUUGCUGCUCUCUUGGUGCCUCCACAAACUCUAACUAUGGAAGCAUGGCAGGACAAGCGGAGCAUUCAGACUAUGAACCUGCGUUCCGUAUUCACCCCGGAGCAGCAGCGAGUCUUGGAGCGGUACUAUGAUAAUGGAAUGACCAAUCAGAGCAAGGGCUGCUUCCAGCUCAUACUGCAGUGUGCCCAGGAGACAAAGCUGGACUUCAGUGUGGUCAGGACUUGGGUGGGCAACAAACGACGAAAGCUGGCAUCAAAGUUCGACCAGAACGGCCAGCGCCUAGAUGACAUGCCGCACGGCUUGGCCAAUCACGCGCUGGCAGGAGGCGCUGGAGGGGCGGGGCCCCUGGGGAUGGGUCUGGUUCUGAGUGCUGAGUUGGCGGCGGCCCGCAGCGUCCAGCGCGGACCCUCGGUGGCCCACCUCCUUCCUCCCGCCUCCUGUCCCUCGUCUUCCUCGUCGCCCUCCUCCAGCUCUCCUCACAGCAGCGGAGGUGGUGGCAGCAGCAGCAGUAGCAACAACAACAACAACAACAAUGACGUCAUCGUCACUGGCAUCUACUCCGUCGGGCGGGGCUCGUCCUCGUCCCGUCUUGACGGCGCUUCCACCCAUAGCCGGUCCUCCACUUCGAAACCGCUCCCUCCUCACACGCCCUCGACACGGACACACACCCCUCACACACUCGCCCAGCCGUGCGGACGGACCACUCGCGGGUCUCCAUAUCGCUACCCCACAGCAAAUCCCCACAGAUGCAGCCCUCGCCCUCCACCUCACUCUUGUACGGCCAGGCUAGGAAGUCCUACCUGUCCAGAGACCCCGCGGCAGCUGCGACCCCGGGCAUCCCCCGCUGCUGGGCUAAACAGUACGGGACGCCCCAGCCCCAGCCCCAGCACUGGGCCCUCGGCAGCUCUCAGUCGCAGGGCCCCUCGCUCCCAUCAGCCCAUGCUGGGGCCGCUCCAGUGCACCCGCCCCCCCCGCGCAGCUCUGCGGAUGUCAGCAUGCGCAUCCAGCAGGUGUUCACGCUGGCGGGGCUGGCUGAGGCACAGCAGAAGCUGGCAAUGGGGGGGGUGGCGGGGAUGGCGGGAGGCGGAGGGUCGCAGGAGCCGAGGCCCACCAGAAGACCCCCGCGACCUCCCGACCCCUUGGCGACCUUCUCCAUCGCCAUGGAGACGGCCGACGCGGACGACGAGUACUCGCGGGAGGAGGAGCUGGCCAGCAUGGGCGCUCAGAUGCAGAUCGGACGGGCGCAGAACAGCGGCGGCACUAACAGCUCGGCCGGGGAGGGGGGAAGCGGGGGUGGAGCAGGGGUAACGGCCGGGCCCUCCUGGAUGGACAGGCGAGAAGAUGGGAGGGGGCCCCUGAGCGUGAGUAGUCGGAACCAGGUGUCAGUGGGCCUCGGCACCUCCAGCUCGG
Messenger RNA from Clupea harengus (Atlantic herring), 2378 nucleotides. It is a transcript of the gene hdx, whose product is annotated as highly divergent homeobox. Gene Ontology annotation, molecular function: DNA-binding transcription factor activity, RNA polymerase II-specific; RNA polymerase II cis-regulatory region sequence-specific DNA binding. The transcript has 4 exons. Bases 1005 to 2276 code for a protein of 423 amino acids. Gene Ontology annotation, biological process: regulation of transcription by RNA polymerase II. The record is from RefSeq and is a predicted model, not a curated record. NCBI's taxonomy places the organism in Eukaryota, Metazoa, Chordata, Actinopteri, Clupeiformes, Clupeidae.